Molecule: messenger RNA, 2057 nt
Organism: Tetranychus urticae (two-spotted spider mite)
Lineage: Eukaryota; Metazoa; Arthropoda; Arachnida; Trombidiformes; Tetranychidae
Product: cytochrome P450 3A16
Molecular function (GO): oxidoreductase activity, acting on paired donors, with incorporation or reduction of molecular oxygen; steroid hydroxylase activity; iron ion binding
Source: RefSeq, a predicted model, not a curated record
UUUGUUUAUCAUAAGAUGAAAUAAGUACUUGAACCUCCUCUAUGUAAACCUCAUUUGCUAUCUUCCCACGUUCCCACUUGUUUCAUUAUAGUUUUUGCUUUUCAAUGUUGAACUCUGUAUCUAAAUCUCUACAAUUUCAUUUAAUUUCUCUUCAAAUUGUACUGAAAUAAUUUGAUUAAAUUGUAUUUCAUUGUCUUUAUAGUGAUUUUAUGUCAAUUAUAGUAAUCAAAUGUAACCAUAAAAAAGUCAAUAGCAAUAAAUGUUCAAACAUGCUUAAUGUGACUCUAUGGAUCGUUGUAUUUCUAGUCAGUUUCAUCAGCUGGUUCAUCUUUUAUGUGAAGAAAAAACACUCUUAUUGGGAGCGUCAAGGCAUCAAGGGCCCAAAGCCCUUAUUUCUGGUUGGAACUACAUUCGCUGGUGUGGAUAAACCAAUUGUUGAAGCAAAUAGGGACUUUUACAAGAAAUUUGGUAACCUUUAUGGUCUAUACGAUGGUUUACAAGCUCACUUAGUUGUUGGUGAUCCUGAGCUUCUUCGGCACAUUUGCGUCAAAGAUUUUCACAUUUUCCCUCAAGGUUUUCAUUUCCCAUCUCUUCACGAAAUCGAGAAAUCGUUUUUGAUAAAUUUAUAUGGAGAAAAAUGGAAACGCAUUCGAACUCUAUUAACUCCUACAUUUUCAACGGGAAAAAUCAAGAGAAUGUUUAAUUUGAUGAAAAUUUGCAACAAAGAUGCCCAACUGCAACUCAAAAAUCUCACCAAAUCAGGUGAAGCACAGUUUGAUCCUAAAUAUUUUUGGGGAAGAUACAAUAUGGAUGUCAUCGCUAAAUGCUGUUUUGCAACGAAUCUUGAUGUUUACAGCAAUGAAGAAGAUGUUUUCUUGCGCAAUUUUAUUGAAUUUUUCCAAGGAAACCCUCUGAAAUUAUUGUGUGCAGCCGUUUUUCCCGGAUGGUUUUCCAGAUUAUUGAAACUGAGUUUGUUUCCACCUAAAAAUCUUGAAUUUUUGCGAGACUUAACUUUGACUUUAAUUGAAAACCGUAAAAAUGGCCAGAAUAAAGCUGACGAUUUUCUUCAAACACUUAUUGAUCUAGAAACAUCAACAGAAGAUGGUGAUCUUAACAAAGCCAAACUGUCCACAGAUGAAAUUGUUGGAGCAUCAAUGAUUUCCCUUGUUGCAGGCUAUGAAACAACUUCAACUCUUCUCACCUGGUCCUGUUAUAGACUGGCCAAGAAUCCAGAUAUUCAAGAAAAGUUAUAUCAACAAAUUUCUGAAGUUGAUUUGGAUGAUUAUGAAACGCUCAAUUCACUGUCAUACCUGGAUGCUGUCAUAUCAGAAACACUCAGAAUCGAUGCACCGAUUGUGCUGUUCCAACGGCUGUCCCAUUCAGAUUAUAAAUUUCCUGGAACCAAUGUAGAGAUUAAAAAAGGAACCACAAUAUCUAUUCCUGUCUAUGCCAUUCAUCAUGAUCCAGCCAAUUAUCCUGAUCCAGAAGUUUUUGAUCCACAACGAUUCUUGGAUGGAUCAGUAAAACCAUUCACCUUUUUACCUUUUGGUUCAGGCCCGAGACUAUGCAUUGGAAUGCGAUUUGCGCUCAUCAACGCAAAACUUUCCUUGGCCUAUUUAGUCAAAAACUAUCACAUUUUUACUACCGAUGCAACUCCAUCAAAAAUCAAAUAUGCAAGAGGAUCCAUCAUAUUAGCAGCCGAAGAUUUGAAAUUAGGAAUAAAACCAAGAUGAUUUUUCAUUUUCAAGCAACAAUUUGAAAUGCAACAAUUUACAAUAUUUUACUAUGGAUCUUUGCCUUUUAAUCAUAAACUCAAUGAAACGCAUACGAUGUAAAAUAAAAUUUGGUGUUCAAAACUCUAACUAUUAAUAGUGUUGAAGCUCUUAUACCAAACAAUUCAUAUUCCUGAAUGAUUUUACAUGAAAGAAGCAAGGCUCGAAUGAUGGUCCAAAAGACAAAAACUCAGCAAUUUGAAUCAAGUGCAAAAAUUAUUGGCAAAUAAUGUUGAAUAACUCUUAUUUCUUUAUGACUAUGGAAAUAAAAAUCUAAGCAGCAAA